This is a messenger RNA of Drosophila albomicans, 1681 nucleotides long. RefSeq lists its product as uncharacterized. Gene Ontology annotation, biological process: DNA-templated transcription initiation. The record is from RefSeq and is a predicted model, not a curated record. Lineage: Eukaryota; Metazoa; Arthropoda; Insecta; Diptera; Drosophilidae. The transcript has 2 exons. The coding region runs from base 96 to 1652 and encodes 518 amino acids. Gene Ontology annotation, molecular function: DNA binding; general transcription initiation factor activity.
AGGGGGCUCCUCAAAUUAGGUUUUCUGUUAUUGUGUCAUUUGAGUUGGAGACAGUGUCGGAGAAAAACAAUUUGUUGUCUUAUUGGGAAUAUAAAAUGUCUUUAGAAGUGAACAAUUUGUUGAACGUGUCUCAGGAGCAAGAGUCUGAAAUAGUAGACAAGCAGAAUGCAAUUGGUGAUGAUGAUGGCAAAGCAGAGCUGGACAUUGUCAUCAACAAUGUCGUGUGUUCCUUCAGUGUGAAGUGUCAUCUCAAUCUGCACGAUAUUGCUUUAACUGGCGUCAAUGUAGAGUACAGGCGAGAGAAUUCCAUGCUCACGAUGCGUUUGCGUCGUCCUUAUACCACGGCGUCGAUAUGGUCCUCGGGGCGAAUUACCUGCACAGGUGCCACAUCGGAGGAGGAUGCCAGGAUUGCCGCUCGUCGCUAUGCUCGAUGUUUGCAGAAACUGGGAUUUCCCGUGGGCUUUCAUAAUUUUCGCAUCUACAAUGUGUUGGGCACUUGCACCAUGCCCUGGGCCAUUCGCAUUGUGCAGUUCUCGGAGCAUCAUCGCAACCAAGCCAGCUACGAGCCGGAACUGCAUCCGGGUGUCACUUAUCGCAUGACUGAUCCGAUUGCCACGCUCAAGAUCUUCGCGACUGGCAGCAUUACGGUGACCGCACAAAAUGUGGCCACCGUUGAUUUGGCCAUACAACGUAUCUAUGAUUUGGUCUACGAAUUUCGUAAUGAGAGCAGUCGCAGGGAUCUGGGGGAGUCACAGCUAAAGGAUUGCUUAUCGAAGACCCCACGACAUCCAGCACUUGGCGCUCCACGUGUGGCAUCAACAACGUGGCGUCCCAAGCCACCGGUACAUUCGUACAUGAAGUUCCUCGACAGCAUUCCCAAUACUAUGCCGCCACAGAUGAAUAAGAAUUCUUCAAUCCACAAUACUUCAAUCAACAAUACUUUAACCAACACUACCUUAAUCAAAAAUAUUUCCAACAACAAUACUUCUAUAAACAAGAGUUUAAACAAUACUACUUUAACCAACACUACCUUAAUCAACAAUAUUUCCAACAACAGUAAUACUAUCAAAAAUAGUUUGAACAACACUGUUUUAAUCAACACUAUUUUACCUACUACUUCAAUCAACAAUUUAACCAACUGUGCUUUAACCAACACUACUUUAACCAACACUACUUUAACUAACACUGCCUUAACCAACACUUCUUUAACCAACACUACUUCAGUCAACGCUACUUCAAUCAAUGAUGCGGAGAUGAGCAGCAGCGGUAGUGAUAACAUAUUCUCCAAUGCACGUCGCCGGGCCAGCGAACGUUGGGUAACCAAGUUGCAGGAGAAACAAUCUCGUUUGACUGAUCCCAGCUCCUUCGCCAAUACGACUGCGUUGCCUGCAUCUCGUAGUGUCCCCCAAACGACCAAGAAACCACUUUUACCGCACAACAAGCAGCUGAAUUCAAACAACUUGCGACGUCCGAAGGCGCUGCCAAGAUCUGCCUCAAUAUUGCCACCGAUUCCCACACGCCGCACUACAAUUGCAGCUCCCAUUGCCACCAGAAAAAAGCCAGCAGCAGUUAGUGUUCCUUCGAAUAUUCAAUUGGUUGAGACAGCGAACUCUGAGGAAGUCGCAGAGGAUGAAAUUAACUGGCAAAUGUAAUAUUGAUAUGUAAAUGAUCUCAACUUAGA